Molecule: messenger RNA, 873 nt
Organism: Dothidotthia symphoricarpi CBS 119687
Lineage: Eukaryota; Fungi; Ascomycota; Dothideomycetes; Pleosporales; Dothidotthiaceae
Product: NAD(P)-binding protein
Exons: 4
Coding region: 1-873 (290 amino acids)
Molecular function (GO): oxidoreductase activity
Source: RefSeq, a predicted model, not a curated record
AUGUCGAACAGCGCAGAUCUUCAGGUCAGCGAGGUGUUCAACCUCAAGGGCAAGGUCGCACUUGUCUCUGGUGCUGGCUCCGGAAUCGGUUUGAUGAUCUGCCAGGCCCUGAGUGUAAAUGGUGUAAAGGUAUACAUUGUGGGCAGGACUGAGGAGAAGCUCGAGACUGUCGCCGAGGUGCAUGGCAAGAACAUCGCUGGCUCAAUCAUUCCAGUCGUAGGGAAUGUGGCAACAAAAGACGGUGUAUUAAAGCUGGUUAAGGAGAUUGAGUCGAAAGAGAAGCACCUAGAUAUCCUCGUGAACAACGCCGGUAUUGCGCCUGAGAAGACCGACACAGACGUUGAUAGCGCCGAGGAGCUGAGCAAGAACCUCCUGGAACCCACGUCUGAGAAGGAGUGGCUUGAUGUCUACCAGACCAACGUCGUUGGACCUUUCCUGAUGAGCGCUGCUUUCCUUCCUCUCAUCGAGAAGUCCACAAAGGCACAGCAAGGAUGGUCGGGCACUAUCAUCAACAUCAGCAGUAUCUCCGGUCAUGUCAAGAUCUCGCAGAACCACUUUUCUUACAACGCGAGCAAGGCUGCAACGAUCCACCUCAACAGGAUGUUGGCGUCCGAGAUUUCGAAGAACGAGAUCAAGGUCCGAGUCAACAGCAUCGCUCCAGGCGUGUUCCCUUCAGAGAUGACUACGCAAGAGAGCAGAGACGACAACCAGAAGUCGGAAAUGCCCAAGGACCACAAGGAGGGUCUGCCUUCUAGCCGGCCGGGUAAGGACAGCGACAUGGCUCAAACCAUCCUCUUCGUUGCCAGUUGCCAGUAUCUCAAUGGCCAGACUGUGACCGUCGAUGGAGGCUACACACUCCAGGUCGGAAACUGA